AUGAGGCCGCCAAACGUCAGCGGCGAAUGGACCGAAAUCGAGUGCGAUUGGUUCGAGACAAUCCAAGAGUAUCAGAACGGCCUCUACAAAAUCAAUUUCGACGGCUCGCCCAUCGUUCCCUUGUACGGACUCGUGUGCACGUUCGGCGCCGUCGCCAACUUCAUUGUUCUAUUCGCGUUCGUGCGAACGUCGAAUUUGCGAAAUCUGCGGAAUAGCUUCAUCGUCAAUCUCGCCUUCUCCGACCUUCUGCUCUGCGUCGUCACCGCUCCCGUCACCCUCUACACCAGCUUGAACCUCUUCUGGCCGUUUGGAUACUGGUCGUGCAAGCUGGUGUCUGGGGUCCAAGCCGUCAACACCUUCGUCUCAUCCCUGACGCUAGCGUUUAUUGCAAUGGAUCGCGUCCUGUUGACGUUAUGCCCCGUCAAAUGGCGUCUCGCCGCCACCGCGCCGAUCCUCUGCUACAUUUUCGUGUGGAUCAUCUCAAUCUGCGUCGCGCUUCCCUACUCGCUUGCGGUCAGCUCAAAAAUGGCGCCGUUCGAUCCGUGGAACGAUCGAGCCACACCGAAAAUGGUGGCGUAUUGCCACAAAAAGAUUCCGGAGAUUUGCGCCGAAAUGCAUGAAGCGUGGGACAACGCGAUCGUCUCGAAGACGACGUACACGUUCGUCGUGCUCGCCAUCCAAUACAUAUUGCCGUUGGUGGCGCUCGCCUACGCCUACUUCCAAAUCGGCUCGACAAUUCAGAGGCGCUCGAAAGCGUCGACGUCGCGCACUGUGGAUACCGCGAGACGGAUGCACUUGCAGAAUCGCAACAGACGCGCUCUACUCCUGUUGUUCCUUCUCGUGCUGACCUACGCCGUUUGCUGGGCGCCAAUGAACAUCUACCAUGUGCUGAAUGGCCUUGAUAUCAUCAAUUACUCGCAGACAAUGUACAUCUUCUGCCAUCUCGUCGGAAUCUCAUCGGCGUGCGUCAAUCCGAUCGUCUACGCCCUUGUGAACGAAUCAUUCCGGAACGCCCUUCAUUCAAUGGUCAUCUCGUUCCGGCCAUGCUAUGUCACCACGGCGAGCACGGCCCCAACAAAUAUGUACGCGUAUUCAGGCACAACCAAAGCGGACCAUGUCACUCUAAUGCGCGACCAAUUCUCAACGCGAGAACGCUCUGAAAAUGUCUAG
Molecule: messenger RNA, 1170 nt
Organism: Caenorhabditis bovis
Lineage: Eukaryota; Metazoa; Nematoda; Chromadorea; Rhabditida; Rhabditidae
Source: the annotation of a GenBank genome assembly